This is a messenger RNA of Acipenser ruthenus (sterlet), 1960 nucleotides long. Its product is annotated as C-C chemokine receptor type 9-like. Gene Ontology annotation, cellular component: membrane. Lineage: Eukaryota; Metazoa; Chordata; Actinopteri; Acipenseriformes; Acipenseridae. Gene Ontology annotation, molecular function: chemokine receptor activity. The record is from RefSeq and is a predicted model, not a curated record. Bases 173 to 1258 code for a protein of 361 amino acids. The transcript has 3 exons. Gene Ontology annotation, biological process: G protein-coupled receptor signaling pathway; chemotaxis; immune response.
AUUUGAAUAGCCUACUACUAUAUAAACUCCCUUCAGCUUUCAUACUCAUACUCAUUUCAUACUCAUGCACCGAGGAGACAUUAACACGUUACCAUUUCAAAGUUCUGAGCGUUGCAUUUAUCUUGACCAGAAGAGAUACAUUUGUACUGCAGUGGAAACAAAAUAACAACUCAUGGAAAGCAUGACAUUUGACUCAAACGCUGUCACAGAGGAUUAUGAUUAUAGUACUGGUAUGGAUCCAGAUAUUGACAACACUGGAUUUUGUGACAAGACGACCGUCAGAACAUUCCGCCAGUACUAUGUCCCAGUCUUGUACUGGGUUGUCUGUAUUCUUGGGGCAUUUGGGAACUUGUUGGUGGUGGGAAUUUACUCCAAAUUCAGGAACAGAUUGAAGACUAUGACAGAUGUGUAUCUUUUAAACCUGGCAGUUGCAGAUCUGCUUUUCCUUUUCACUUUGCCUUUCUGGGCAGUCAGUGCAUCCGAAGGUUGGGUUUUUGGGUUGACCAUGUGCAAACUAGUAACUUCAAUAUACAAGAUCAAUUUCUUUAGCUGCAUGCUGUUGCUCACUUGCAUCAGUGUUGAUAGAUACAUUGCCAUUGUCCAAGCAACAAAGGCACAGAAGUUCAAAGUCAAACGACUUCUAUACAGCAAGUUGAUUUGUGGCUGUGUUUGGCUGCUUGCAGUAAUUUUGUCUUUGCCUGAGCUGAUUUUUGCUGAUCAAAAAACAGUUAAUAAACAGGAUACGUGUGAUAUGAUCUAUCCAAAUGAUGCAAGUAAAACCAUAAAAAUGUUUGUUUCUGCUAUUCAAGUUAGUGUAGGUUUUUGCCUACCUUUAGCUGUAAUGCUAGUCUGUUACUCAGUGAUAGUCAAGACCCUGCUGCAAGCAAAGAAUUCUCAAAAACACAAGGCACUGAAGGUUAUAAUUACAGUAGUAGCUGUUUUUGUCUUAUCCGAACUGCCCUACAAUGGCUUUUUAGUAGUAAGGACCAUAGAUGUAGCCAAUGCUACCAUUACUAACUGUGAAGUUGCUGUGAAGAUAGACAUUGCAGCCCAAGUAAUGCAGAGUUUAGCCUACAUGCACUGCUGCCUCAAUCCAUUCCUAUAUGCUUUUAUUGGGGUGCGCUUCAGAAAAGAUCUCAUCAAAAUUUGGAGGUCACUAGGCUUUGUUAAUUUGAAAAAGGUAAACAAAUUCCAAUCUGGUCCUAGUAGGUCAUCUGCAAUGUCUGAAACCGAAAUUACUGGGGCAUUGUCAUUGUAAACCAGUAUUUGGAGAGAACCUAUGGUGGUACACAUGCAGUUGAAUGAUAAGCUGACUUGUUGCCAUAGUCGGCUACAAAAAGGUUACCUGAUGUCUGUAUACAUAGACAAUGGCAAUAGUAUUAAUGCUGAUUCCCAGAUUAACUGGUCUGGAAUUGCAAGGGCUAUUCAUAUGUAAUCAUUUAUGAUCUUAGCUGUCAAUGUUAAAACUGGGUACAAAUCUCUUAACCCCUCAUUGAAAAUAAUAUAACAUCUUAGAAAAAGAUGUAAGUCUGUGUGGAGGCAAUCAUUUCUAUUUCAGCACCUUUGUCAUUAACAGAGUUGUUAUAAUGAGCAGCAUUAACUGAUAUUAUUUAUACAUAUUAUAUUAACAAUAUAUUUAGACAUGCAUUAAGGAAAUAAUGUCACAAUGAGUGUUUGCUGUCUAUCAUACUGUGCUAUCUGAUGUAACUUUCCACAGUAUUUUGCCAAUGUAUAUUACCCUUGUAAAGUUGUAUUGUACAGUUUUUGUUUUUAUUAACCCUUCAAUAUAAUUCAUUCUGUUACCUGUUUAUUUCUCAUUAUUGUGUAAGAGCCAUUUAUAAUUUAUGUUUUUUUGUGAACUGCUUUCCUGGAACCUGUUUAAACCAUGUCAUUGUUGUUUAGCUUUCAGAUGAAUAUCAGUGAACUUCCUAGCGAAAAUGCGUGUACAUAUUGUAGCAAU